AUGGGGCGCUUCAACUCUGCCGUGGGCCUUUUUGGCCUCGCUGCUCUUUACGUGUACCUCGGCGGGGUAUCGGGGACACCAGCUCGACCUUUCGUCGAGGGGACAGCAGCCACGACCGCCACCACUGCUCUAGACAGUCCGAUUGCGAUGAGCAUGGCGCCAUACGUUCCCGACGGCGCCGCCUUGUUCUUUGGAGGCGCAGCAGCCAUUGUAAUUGUCGUAAACCUCACGUGCAGAGAGCCUACUUUCGUCGCUAUUCCGUAUCAGCGUGCAAUCUGUAGCGCUUCCGCCGCUACGCUCUUACUCGCUGGCACUGCCGCGAUCGUUGUGGGACUCGCCAAGGACGGAUGA
This is a messenger RNA of Moesziomyces aphidis, 351 nucleotides long. The record is from the annotation of a GenBank genome assembly. Lineage: Eukaryota; Fungi; Basidiomycota; Ustilaginomycetes; Ustilaginales; Ustilaginaceae.